Messenger RNA from Nematocida major, 321 nucleotides. RefSeq names its product large subunit ribosomal protein L34e. The record is from RefSeq and is a predicted model, not a curated record. Gene Ontology annotation, biological process: translation; ribosome biogenesis. Gene Ontology annotation, cellular component: ribosome; cytosolic large ribosomal subunit. Gene Ontology annotation, molecular function: structural constituent of ribosome. The transcript has a single exon. The coding region runs from base 1 to 321 and encodes 106 amino acids. Lineage: Eukaryota; Fungi; Microsporidia.
AUGGCACAAAGAGUAGUUAGAGCAGGAUACAACCCGUACGUCACCCCAAGCAACAAGAUGAUGUUCUGCAAGAACGAGAAGGGAGAGCUCUUCUUCAGAAAGCAGAAGAAGGCUGGAAGCACCCAAAAGUGCGGAGACUGCAAGCAGAGCCUCCGGGGAAUACCCGCAAUGAGACCAGCUGACUUUGCUAGACUCCCGAAGUCCCAGAGAACCAUCAACAGAGCAUACGGAGGAACAGUCUGUGCCGUGUGCGUAGAGAAGAGAGUUCUCAAGAGCUUCCUAACCGCAGAGGAGAAACAAAUCAGGGAAAUGGCCCAAUAA